AUGGCCUCCAAAUUCAGUUUUGGCUUCUCUGGCGACGAUAUCGAUAUCGAUCUUGACGAGAAUGAGCUUGAUGAUGCCACAGAGAGUGGCCACCAGGAUGCUGGCACAGCAUCUACGCUCCCAGAGCUUGUGAAAGCUCAAAAACAUGAAAUUGAUGAGUGGCUCUCCAUGCUCCCAUCACAGAUAUCGUACAAUACGUGCACUAUCUCUCCCUUUCAGGAGAAGGGCCUGGGGCAAGGUGCAAGCGCAAGUACAGAUAUAGGAGCAAAUACUGUUACUGUCGCACGCAGGGACGUCUUCGAUAUUCGCGCCCAGCUAAUGGUGGAGGAUAGUGCUGAGGAGCAGAACGGCGAGUUGAUCGCCGGACUUGAGAAGGGUGACAUCACGCCUAAUUUCUACGAGGGCGGGUUUAAGACGUGGGAGUGCUCUAUUGAUUUGGCUGGGCUGGUUGUUGGCGAGGGAGUGGGACUGGAGGAUGAGGGUGAGGAUAGACAUGUUAUUGAGCUUGGUUCAGGGACCGCGGUUCCCUCGCUGGCGGUAUUUGCUCAGUUGCUCGCUCGGACGGAGACAGACGGGACAACAUCAAAGCCAGCAGAGAAGAAAAAACAAACUCACUUUACAUUUGCAGACUAUAACUCCGCUGUUCUACGUCUGGUGACUGUACCGAAUCUACUUUUAACAUGGAAUCACUUUACCACGCACCGCAAGUCGGCUCAACCGUCCGAUGGCCAGUCAGAGGACAAAGCAGAGAGUCAAGAAGAGAUGCUAGACAUAACACCCGACCUUGUUGAACGCUUUCAAUCUGACCUCGCGCACAGAGGAAUUACUGUCUCUUUCAUCUCAGGCGCCUGGUCACCGUCAUUCGUGGAGCUGGUGUUUUCGUCACCGGAACUGGCGGGUUAUAGGACGCUUAUUCUUGCAAGUGAGACGAUUUACUCGCCUGCUUCAUUAGCCGCUUUCUCGGAAACGUUGUUGAUGUUGCUGCGCCGUUCUUCGCAGAGUAAUCAUGCGAGUAGGGCGCUUGUGGCCGCGAAGAAGGUCUACUUUGGUGUUGGAGGGGGCGUCGAUGAGUUUCUGACUAUUUUGAGGAGUGUAGCUGAUGGGAAUGUUGAUGUUGGAGAGCGGAUGGACGUCAAAUCUGCUGGAGUGGGAAGGACAAUCCUGGAGGUUAGCGCGAGUACUUAG
Molecule: messenger RNA, 1185 nt
Organism: Aspergillus nidulans FGSC A4
Lineage: Eukaryota; Fungi; Ascomycota; Eurotiomycetes; Eurotiales; Aspergillaceae
Product: protein-histidine N-methyltransferase
Exons: 3
Coding region: 1-1185 (394 amino acids)
Cellular component (GO): nucleus; cytoplasm
Molecular function (GO): protein-L-histidine N-tele-methyltransferase activity
Source: RefSeq, a predicted model, not a curated record